GAUGGAACAAAGUGAGGGAAGGGAGGAAGAGAGAGUUACUAAUUCAUAGGAGAUUCUCAAUUCUGGCCCCUCCUAUCCCUACAUAACCAAGAUGGAGGCUCUAGACCAUACUCUGCUACUUACCACUCUCUUUCUUCUGCUGGCCUCCUUCAGCCCCAUUGCUGCUCAGGAGGAUGGCAUUGACAUCUACAGUCUCACCAUGGACUCCAGGAUCACAUCACGAUUUGCCCACACCACCAUCACCAGCCAUGUGGUCAAUAAGGCUGAACAAGCCCAAGAGGCCACCUUCCAAGUGGAGAUGCCCCUGACAGCCUUCAUCACCAAUUUCUCCAUGAUCAUCGAUGGUGUGACAUACCCAGGGGAGAUCAAGGAGAAGGCAGCUGCCCAGGAGAAGUAUGGCUCAGCUGUAGCCAGGGGGCAGAGUGCUCGCAUCAUCAGGGCCACAGGGAGGAAUCUGGAGCAGUUCCAGGUGUCUGUCAAUGUGGCCCCAACUGCCAAUGCCACCUUUGAGCUGGUCUAUGAGGAGCUGUUGAAGAGGCAUCUGGGGAAAUAUGAGCUAAUGCUGAAGGUCCGGCCCCGACAGCUGGUCAAACACCUGCAGGUAGAUGUCCACAUCUUUGAGCCUCAGGGCAUCAGCUCCCUGGACACCGAGAUUGCCUUUAUGACCAAGGAUCUGGCAGAUGCUCUCACCACGACACAGAACAAAACCAAGGCUCACAUAAUGUUCAAGCCCUCUGUGGCCCAGCAGCAGAAGGAGCCCGGGAAGCUGGACACAAUUCUGGAUGGUAACUUCAUUGUCCAUUAUGACGUGGACCGAACCGCCGUUGCAGGGGACAUCCAGAUCGAGAAUGGAUACUUCGUGCAUCACUUUGCCCCAAGAGAGUUGCCCCCGUUGCCCAAGAAUAUGGUCUUCGUAAUCGACAAGAGUGGAUCCAUGGCUGGCAAGAAGAUGAAGAAGACCAGAAUGGCCCUACUAAAGAUCAUGGAUGAUCUCAAACCAGAGGAUCAUUUCAACUUGGUUGCCUUCAGUGGACGAGUAAUCCCGUGGAAGCCAAUGUUGCUUCAGGCCUCUAAAGAACACCUGGAAUCAGCCAAGAUGUUUCUGACUAAUACCCAAGCCCUGGGUGCAACUAACAUCAAUGAGGCCGUCCUUGUGGCUGUGACAAUGCUGGAUGAGAGCAACAGGAAGAAGCAGCUGCCAACAGGGAGUGUCUCCAUGGUCAUCCUGCUCACCGAUGGGGAUCCCACUGAGGGGGAGACAAAAUUGUGGAAGAUUAAGAACAAUGUGAAGGCAGCCGUAGGGGGCCGAUACCACUUCUAUUGCCUGGGCCUUGGCUCUGAUACCAACUAUGCCUUUCUGGAGAAGCUGGCCUUGGACAAUGGUGGGAUGGCCCGGCGCAUCUAUGAGAACUCGGAUGCUAACCUGCAGCUCCAGGACUUUUACCAGGAAGUGGCUAAUCCGCUACUGACCACGGUGAAGUUCCAGUACCCAGACAAUGCCGUGGAGCUGCUUACACAGGACAACUUCAGGGUCUUCUUCAAAGGCUCGGAGCUAGUGGUGGCUGGGAAGCUCAUGCCCCAGGCCCCGGACCUGCUUUUAGCCCAAGUCAGGGGCCAGUCGAACACCCAGGAUGUCAACUUCCAAACAGAAGUGAAUGUUGUGAACAAGGAGAAAGUCUUCCAGGGCCCAAAGUACAUUUCCCAGAGCUUCAUGGAGCGCCUGUGGGCAUACCUGACCAUCCAGCAGCUGCUGGAGAAAGCUGUUUCAGCCUCGGGUACUGAACAGCAGAGCCUGGAGGCCAGGGCUGUGGACCUUUCCCUCAAUUUCAGCUUUGUCACUCCACUCACCUGUAUGGUAGUCAACCAGCCUAAUAGCCAGGGCCAGCCCCAGUUGGCUAUGAAGUCUGUGGAAAUAGAUCAUGAAGAGCUGAAAAUGGAACAACCAACGAGACUAGGCAGAACGAAAUUUCAAAGAAGGAAGAUCAUUCUCCAGGAACCAACUGAACUAAAGUCCCGGUCGACUCCUUUAGAAGAUGUCUUACCAGGGGCCUCUAAGCCACUGCCAAGGGAGAUUCCAAUACCUCAUACCUCUGUUCCUCUGGAAGAAUCUUUGAAGUCAACGGAAAGGGCCCCUCACUUCAUUUUGUCACUAUUUGCACCAAAAACCCACAAAGAGUUUUUGUGUGUGGAUCUCAAAGGAUCACCCUUUAGGCCACUAAGUCUGAUGUCUGAUCCAGUACAAGGUAUUGAGGUGACUGGCCAUUAUAAGGACUUUCUGGAUACGUUUUCCUGGCUCCAGGUGAGCUACAAGACUCCUGAAAUACAGGUGUAUGUGACUCAGUACAACAUCAUAGUGAUUCAUGGCCGUGGUCAACAUGGAAAAAGCAACUCUUAUCAGUGGCAGGAGACAUUCUUCUUGGGGUUUCCUGGGCUGAAGAUAAUCUUGGAAAAUCAUGUCAUGUUGCUCAUUGCCCCAGAAAAAGUCACCAUCGGUCUGGUGUGCUUGAGUCAUCUCACUCCUGGACUCCAUCUCUUUCUGCAGAAUCCAGUUCACUUUUCUGAGAAAGUCAGUGGAAUCCUUGGUCAGUUUUAUCAGCAGUUGUACUGCCUUUCCUUGGAAGAUAACAAGAUGGAGCUGACAGUAAUGGGAAAGACAUAUACAAUCACCAGAAAGUCCAUGCUGGAUUACCAAAAUGGAGAAAGAAGCACCCCAAUGCCAACGUUGCAGUGCUGGUCCCUGGAACAAUCUUUAUAAGAUGGAAAAAACUUCAUAGACAAUAAAUAACAUGUAUUUCCCCGUUCUGCCUCACAUACCUGGCCCAGAUCAGCCAAGAGCUGCUACUUGGGGCCAGGAUGUGAGAUGCUAUAAAGCAGAGGAUAUGGGUCAACAUU
This is a messenger RNA of Trichosurus vulpecula (common brushtail), 2892 nucleotides long. Its product is annotated as inter-alpha-trypsin inhibitor heavy chain H4-like. Lineage: Eukaryota; Metazoa; Chordata; Mammalia; Diprotodontia; Phalangeridae. Bases 92 to 2755 code for a protein of 887 amino acids. The record is from RefSeq and is a predicted model, not a curated record. The transcript has 21 exons. Gene Ontology annotation, molecular function: serine-type endopeptidase inhibitor activity. Gene Ontology annotation, biological process: hyaluronan metabolic process.